CCUCCCCCUCCCCAUCUCCAUCUCUCGGGCGCAAGCGCGGGCUCGGGACUCGGCGGGCGCGAGCGGCAGCUGUCAAGCGAACGAGGCGCAGAGGAGGCGGAGGUGACGGCAGCGGCGAAGCGGCGGUGAGGGGACGGCGCUGACGGGGACCGGGAGAGCGAGCAACCCGGAGCCAGCCGGGCCCGCAGCCCCCCCCCGGCGCCUCCGGCCCGGUCCGGCCCUGCCCCCGGAAUUAGAGAAAGAACACUGGACUAGGAGUCAGAAGACUUGAAUUCUUGGUCAGAAUCUGCCACUAACAUCUUGGAUUGUCUUGGUCACAAGCCCAUACCCACCUGCUGCCGUUACAAUGAGUGGGAAGUCCCUGCUCUUAAAGGUCAUUCUCCUGGGGGAUGGUGGAGUCGGGAAAAGCUCCCUCAUGAACCGUUAUGUAACCAACAAAUUUGACUCUCAGGCUUUCCACACUAUAGGUGUGGAAUUCCUAAACCGAGAUUUGGAAGUCGAUGGUCGCUUUGUGACCCUCCAGAUCUGGGACACUGCAGGUCAGGAGCGCUUCAAGAGCCUACGAACACCAUUCUACAGAGGCGCAGACUGCUGCCUCUUGACCUUUAGUGUGGAUGAUAGGCAGAGCUUUGAAAAUCUUAGCAACUGGCAGAAAGAGUUCAUCUAUUAUGCAGACGUGAAAGACCCUGACCACUUCCCCUUUGUAGUCCUAGGGAACAAGGUAGACAAAGUCGAAAGGCAAGUGACCACUGAAGAGGCACAGACCUGGUGUUUGGAGCAUGGGGAUUACCCCUACCUGGAAACCAGUGCCAAAGAUGACACCAAUGUCACCGUGGCCUUUGAAGAAGCAGUGAGGCAGGUUCUGGCAGUAGAGGAGCAGCUGGAGCAUUGCUUGCUGGGCCAUACUGUUGACCUAAACAGCAGCUCCAAAGCUGGAUCUUCAUGCUGUUAAAGCGACAGCUUCUAGAAAAGUGUACCCCAACCUUGAUUUGUCGAUAGUAUAAGGAGAGCUGAUUUCCAGGCGCAUCCAAGAGGGUCCAGAGAAAGGGUAGUUAGAUGUUAUUGUUGACUGUCAAUCAGGGCCUUUCAAAUUGAAGUUGGGAGUUGAGAAGAAAAAGCUUUAUGGGGAGCAAGCCAAAUGUCUUUGUGUGUGAUUUCUGCUAUUUCCCCUUCCUGCAUAUAUCAACCAGGGCUUUCGAGGAAGAUUUAGGUCUCAAAGGAAUGAAAUAGUUUCACGUUUGCAGUAUUAACCCAGAACCCGCUGUGAAAAUGAGACUUUCAGCAACAUGGAGUCGGAGAGUUACAGGUAUCACUGAAAAGGUUUCCACUAAUGAACUGAAAAGGGUUGCCACAUCCAACUUUUGGAAAAGUAGUUCCUUACAUUUCUGCCAAAGGAAUGGCAUGAGUCUUGAGCUGUGUUUCAGCAGAAGUAGUGAUGCUUCUUGAGACUGGCAUGACUGCAAAUGCAGAUCUGUAACAAUGUAUGUUGCCUUGGUGAACCCCUUCUAUAUAUUUUUCUCCUGCUCUGAGCCUUUCAAAGAAUACCACCUCAAUGUGAGACAGACUCAUGCCACUGGGGACACUAGACUCCUUUUGUUUGAAACGAAUAGAUUUUGUUCAAAUAUCUCAACCUUCUUUGGUGAGAAAUGGUUGAUCUGCCUUUACUUUGCACCCUCGCUGCAUCGAGACAUUGCUUCUAUGUCAGCCUUUCAUCAACUGAAGAGUUCUGCCUGAUCUUCCUAAUGAUGAGUGUCUUUAGUCAUGAUUCACUGCAUUUGGCUCAGGUAGUCCUUUUGGCCACCAGAACGAGCUCAUUGGGAAGGCCAUUAGAAGUUAGGGGACAAUGAGUCUCCCUCGCAAAGUUCUUUAACUGCAAGUAUUGGAAGAUCUUUCUAUGUAGAAGAGGAAGCUUAACUUGUCUGGCUGCUCUAAGAGGCAAAACCGUGACCGAAAGGUAAAAGUUACAAGAAGCAGAACAUAGGAGCUAACUACCAGUGGCCUGGACUUCCUUGAGAGGACCUUGUCACUCCAAGGCAUUCAACCAGAGGCUGAGUAACAACCUAUCAGAGAUGCUAUAGAAGGGAUUCCUGUACUGAGUGAGAGGUUGAACUCCAUUAUCUCUCAGCUCUCUUCCAACUCAAAGUCCUCUGAGUCUAUAAUGUAUGUUUCAGUGCCAUGGAAUUCCAGGUUUGUCACGGGAUGGCAGCUCAGGCCCAAGAGAGCAAUGUGCUAAUGUCUUAGUCUGCUUUAAAGUAGCUUGUCUUUAACAACGACCGGGCACUUAAUUCUUUUGGCCUUUGGACAAUGGCAGGGGAAAGUCUAGAACUCUUAAACAAUCCUACUGUGUCCUAACGUAAGCUUAUCGAAGUACAACAGGGCUUGGUCAACUCUUGGCCACAGUGGCUGCUGGAUCUAAACCAUGUUAUUGAAAUGUACAGUCCAGAACCUGCUUUUUAUUGAUUGAUCCAUUUGUCCCAUGUAGCUCUUAUUCUGUAGAUCCAUACUCUCUUUGAUAAAUAUCUAACCUAAAACAGUGAACUCCUGAUAGAAACUACCAGUAAAGGGAUUUUUUUCCCCCAAGGGCAGCGUUCACAAUAGUACAACCUAGCCUCUGUACUAAUCACAUAAAAAGUUCACCUACGCAGAGAGGCUUGUCUGAAAAUGGAAUGAACUGACUACACCCAAAUCUCCACCUAAGGUAUAGAUCUGGUCCCAUUACCCAGACUAGCCUUGAUGUGGGAUAUCAGAACCAGAAUUGACCCUCUCCCCUUCCUUCCAGCUCUUAAGUCUAGGCUCCUUCUGCUGACUUCACCCACAGCUACCAACACUGCUUUCCAAGUUUUAUGAUCCAACUGCAGCAGUCACAUUAAGGUGGAAAUUUUCAAGUUGCUGUAGUAAGAACUAGUCGUUGUUAAUGCUCAUUUUAAAAAACUGCAUGGGAUAUGGGACCCCUCUUUCUAUUUGCAUUCUGUUUAUGAUCGCUUCUAUUUGUAGAGCUUAGGCCUUUAUAAAGACCAACAUGGACUGACUCCCCAAAGGACUGGCUUCUGUUAUAGUGGCAUAUGGUUUGUUGACUAAAAAUCACAUAACUUUAAUGUUUUGGGGCCUGUUUUCUACUCAAGACAAAUGUUAAUCAUCUUGAUGGAUCGACUGAUGCCCCAUUUCUCUUCACCACCAUACCAAUUUCCCUGCCAAGUCACUUCAUGAUCUCUUAAUGAAGGUACUUAAUUGUGAUUCAAGCAGUGGCAUUCUGAUGUGUAACACCCAGCGGGCUGCUUAUGUAUAGUUUGGCUAAUGUAGAGAAAGGCUAACUUAAGCCCCAGAACUGUGCUAGUGAUUGAUUAUAUAUAUAUAUACCCAGGAAUAGUUAGUGUCGAUGGUUUGGGGUUUAAUUUCUGUUUUGGCUUUUGCUUUUAAGGAACACUAGAUAUGAGACAUUCCUCAUUAGAAUUAUGUAUAGUUUUUUUUAAAUGAUCCAUUAAGGUAUCAUACCAAAUUUUUACUUUGUUCAUUUCUCUGUAUUCGAAGAAAAUUCCGGGGGCCUCAAAAUUCAAUUUGUGCCUACCUUGGCCAUCUCAAUUUUGCCCUAUGGCAAUCCACACUCCUUGUUGCUGGUGCUGCUAAAAGUCUCAAGAAUCGUGUUUCAGGUGUUUUGAUUCAGCUAUUAAAAUUCAUCUGUGUUAAAGUGAAUUUGUGCACUCUUGUGUUUUUGUUACAUUUGGAAUAACCACAACUAUAGUAAACUUGUCCAAGUUCAUUUUUUUUGAGCAGCUGGUAAGCCUAACUCCAAAAUCAUUGGUUCAUGCUGAUCGAAUCUAGUCUCCUCACUUGACAGGGAUGGAAACUGAAACUCCAAGAAGUUUCCCUCAUUCCAAGCCCAAGGUUGCACAGCCAG
This is a messenger RNA of Dromiciops gliroides (monito del monte), 3895 nucleotides long. It is a transcript of the gene RAB9B, whose product is annotated as RAB9B, member RAS oncogene family. Gene Ontology annotation, biological process: retrograde transport, endosome to Golgi; Rab protein signal transduction. The record is from RefSeq and is a predicted model, not a curated record. NCBI's taxonomy places the organism in Eukaryota, Metazoa, Chordata, Mammalia, Microbiotheria, Microbiotheriidae. Gene Ontology annotation, molecular function: GTPase activity; GTP binding. Gene Ontology annotation, cellular component: phagocytic vesicle; lysosome; late endosome. The transcript has 3 exons. The coding region runs from base 347 to 952 and encodes 201 amino acids.